Messenger RNA from Gryllus bimaculatus (two-spotted cricket), 294 nucleotides. Lineage: Eukaryota; Metazoa; Arthropoda; Insecta; Orthoptera; Gryllidae. The record is from the annotation of a GenBank genome assembly.
GUUGGCGGUGGCGGCGUGGGCGGCGCUGACGGCGUCGGGCGAGCCGGGGCUGUCGGGCUUCGGCGACGUCGACCCCACGUGCAGCACCACCUCGGCGCGCCUCGUGCUCAGCAGCGAGCGCAACGAGACGGGCGACUGGGUGGCGCGGGUGCGGCUGGUCCACGCGGACGCAGACCCCAACAGCUGGGAGCGGUGGCGCGUGGACGCCGAGCACUCGGUGCUGCGGUGCGCGGGCGCCGAAACGCGGGUGCUUGUCGAAGCCAACCUCACCAUCCCGCGCUCCGCCCUGCGCCC